UUCGACCCGCAGAAGCACCUCAACUUCACACCACCACACAAAGUGUACACUAUGUCGGACAUCGGCCUGCCAGCGGACACAGGCGUGUCCCCGCUCGCCGUGUCCGACCCGUUCCCACUAUUCACACCCGAAGCCGUCGCGCGGAUGCGCGCCGAGAUCCUCAGCGAGCCGGUGCUGCGAAACUGCCAGUACACGUCCAACAUCGCGGCGUACUCGCACCUGCGGGGCUACAGCGCGGCGCACGCGCCGUUCACGCACGCAGCGUGGACGCACCCCGCGACGGUGGCGCUCGUGUCGGCCGUCGCGGGGCUCGAGCUGGCGGUGCAAUUCGACUACGAGGUCGCGCACGUGAACCUGUCGUUCAAGACCGAGGAGCAGAAGCUGAGUGAGUUGAGGGCGUAUUAUGAUGGUGGUGCUAGUGGUGAUGGGGAUGGGGACAAGGCGGUGCCGAUUCUCGGUUGGCACCGCGAUAGUUACCCGUUUGUGUGCGUCGUCAUGCUUAGCGACACGGCCGCCAUGGUCGGCGGCGAGACGGCGCUGCGCACGGGCACGGGCGAGGUGCUCAAGGUGCGCGGACCGCACAUGGGCCACGGCGUGGUGAUGCAGGGACGGUACAUUGAGCACGCGGCGCUGCCGGCGGUCGGGGCGGUGGAGCGCAUCACCAUGGUGACAUCGUACCGGCCGCGGAGCGCGGCGGUGCGGGAUGACACGGUGCUGACGACGGUGCGGCCCAUCUCGCGGCUGCCGGAGCUGUACGACCAGUUCGCCACGUACCGGCUGGAGAUGGUAGCCGAGAGGGUGCGCGAGCAGCUGCGCCGGCUGGCGGCGGCGCGGGCGUCGGGCACCGCCCUAGCCACGCGCGACAUCAAGCGCUUCCUAGACGAGCAGGAGCGCUUCCUGGCGCACACCAACCGCGAGAUUGUUGACGACGCAGACGUUGCCAUGGGU
Molecule: messenger RNA, 948 nt
Organism: Lasiosphaeria miniovina
Lineage: Eukaryota; Fungi; Ascomycota; Sordariomycetes; Sordariales; Lasiosphaeriaceae
Exons: 3
Source: RefSeq, a predicted model, not a curated record